UGCGUAUCUCUCAUCAUCUGGUGGGAAUCGCCAUAACCGCACUUUCUGCUUAUGUAAGGGAAAUCGUGGAGUGGCGAUGAAAACAAAUAGAAAACAGAGAGAAUCUGCGGAUUACAGUCAGUCGUGUCGAUGGCGAGUGCCGAGGAAGUGAAUCAGCCGCCCAAUGGCAUGGAUUACAGUCGCGGUUUGCAGGCGAAAGUGCAGCAAACGGACGAGAUCCUCCGUCAGGCGUUCCGGGACUUUCCGCCCUCGCGUGUGUUCCUGUCCUUCAACGGCGGCAAGGACUGCACAGUGCUGCUGCACAUGGUGAUACAAUUGAUGCGACACGAAGGGAUUUCGCUGAGCAAUUUGCACUGCUGGUACUUCCAGCCCAGCGAUCCGUUCGCUGAGAUUGAGGAAUUUGUGAUAUUCUGCGAGCAGUUCUACGGCAUCCGGAUCAAGAGUGUCCAUGGCACGAUCCGCGAGGCGCUGGCGAAGAUCUGCGAUGGCGAGGAGAAGCUGGAGGCCUGUCUGAUGGGCAGUCGCAGAACUGACCCUUUCUGCAGCCACUUGGACUACUUUCAGAAGACGGACGCCGGCUGGCCGCCGCUGGUGCGCGUGAGUCCGCUGCUGGACUGGACGUGCGGCGACGUGUGGGAGUACGUGCAGGCGAACCACGUGCCGUACUGCAAGCUGUACGACGUCGGCUACACGUCGCUGGGCGGGCGCGGCAACACGGCGCCCAAUCCCAACUUGCGCUACGUGGACCCCAAGACGGGUGAGAUCAAGUACUACCCCGCCUACUGUCUGCGCAACGACGGCAUGGAGCGCGCCGGACGCAGCUGA
Phlebotomus argentipes is the source of this 825-nucleotide messenger RNA. RefSeq lists its product as uncharacterized. Gene Ontology annotation, biological process: FAD biosynthetic process. The transcript has 3 exons. NCBI's taxonomy places the organism in Eukaryota, Metazoa, Arthropoda, Insecta, Diptera, Psychodidae. The coding region runs from base 130 to 825 and encodes 231 amino acids. Gene Ontology annotation, molecular function: FMN adenylyltransferase activity. The record is from RefSeq and is a predicted model, not a curated record.